Ctenocephalides felis (cat flea) is the source of this 5689-nucleotide messenger RNA. RefSeq names its product collagen alpha-1(IV) chain (gene Col4a1). The coding region runs from base 54 to 5522 and encodes 1822 amino acids. Gene Ontology annotation, molecular function: extracellular matrix structural constituent. The record is from RefSeq and is a predicted model, not a curated record. The transcript is spliced from 33 exons. Lineage: Eukaryota; Metazoa; Arthropoda; Insecta; Siphonaptera; Pulicidae. Gene Ontology annotation, cellular component: collagen trimer.
UGGGUGAUUGUUGGUGAAAAAGAGGCGGGCGGGGGGUCCCCAGAGCACGGAAAAUGCGGCCCCAACAAUUGCGAUUAUUCGCAUCACUAGUCAUAUUAGCAAGCUCUACGACAGCGCAAAUAUCAUGGGGUUCGAACCCGACCGGUAGCGGCCGCCGUUUCGGCCUCUACAAUCCGUCCGUCGCCGAAAGGGCGAACGAGAGGCAGACGAGCUACGACGCCCAGGCCGCCCUUCUGGCGUCGCAGGACUCCCGAGGAGGCGCAGGAGGAGACUUCGUCGCCAGCAGUUACGACAUCGUCGACACAAGGAGCAACACGGACAGGCAGGGAUAUCCUGGAUACCCUUCUGGACAAAGUGGUACAUAUGCUGAUGCUAAAAGGAAUUGUACGGGAUCAGGUUGCUGCAUCCCUAAAUGUUUUGCGGAAAAAGGAUCUCGGGGUUUCCCUGGUGUAGCUGGUCUACAAGGACCAAAAGGUCAACGUGGUUUUCCAGGUAUGGAAGGUCUCGUUGGUCCCAAAGGCGACAAAGGCGAUCCAGGACCACCAGGAUUGAGAGGCCUUAAGGGUGACCCAGGAAAACAAGGUUUGCCUGGUUUUCCUGGUAUCAAUGGCGUUCCUGGCGUUCAAGGACCACCUGGUGCACCUGGUAUUAGUGGAGUUGACGGUUGCAAUGGAACUGAUGGAUCACCUGGUCAACCUGGUUUGGGUGGAUCACCUGGUCCAAGAGGUAUUCCUGGACCAAUGGGUUUCAAAGGUGACAAAGGAGAACCGGCUUACGUUGGACAAUUGCCAACUGGUGUCAAAGGUGAACCUGGUAUCGAUGGUGUUACCGGACCUCCAGGACCUCAAGGACCCCCCGGAAGAGAUGGCCCAAUGGGACCAAAAGGAGAUCUAGGACCACAAGGUCGUCCCGGACCUGAAGGUUUGAAAGGACAAAAAGGAGAAAUGGGUAUCAACUUUAUCGGUGCCGAUGGUGAGAAAGGAGAAAAAGGUGACCCAGGAGAGGGAAUAACAGAGUGCUGGAAAUACAAUAAUGAAACUAUCAACAUUCCCCGAGUUGGCCAAAAAGGUGAACCCGGUCGCGAUGGUGUAGAUGGUGCUAAAGGAGAUCGAGGAGAAAUGGGAGAUGUUGGAGCACCUGGAAGACACGGAGCCGCUGGUGAAAAGGGUCUACCCGGACCUGCAGGUCCUAGAGGAAGAGAUGGUCCCGCUGGUCUACCUGGUCCAGUAGGUCUCAAAGGAGAUAGAGGAGCUGAUGGUUUGGACGGUUUGCCUGGACGAGCUGGUCCUAAAGGAGAACCUGGUCGUGACGGUCCUGUUGGAGCACCUGGUUUGAGAGGUCCACAAGGUCCUCCAGGUGGUGGACAAGGAGCACCUGGUCCUCAAGGUCCUGCUGGACCUAGAGGUUUCCCUGGACCUGCCGGUCCGAAAGGUCUUGACGGUUUCCCUGGUGAGGUUGGACCUAGAGGUCCGAUUGGUCGCACUGGUGGUCCCGGAGAACCCGGAAGACCAGGAGCCGAAGGAGAACCUGGCGAGAAAGGUGAAAGAGGUGAACCUGGUUUAGCUGGAUUCCCAGGAGAAACCGGUCCAAGAGGUUAUACUGGACCUCAAGGCCCUGCUGGACCCAAGGGCGAAGCUGGAGAGAAAGGAUUAUCGAUUGUUGGACCCAAAGGUAUGGACGGUAUGCCCGGAAGAGAUGGAGCCAAGGGUGACAAAGGAGAAAGAGGUUAUCCUGGUGUUAGAGGUCAACCUGGUGAUUCAUUAGAAGGCUUAGCUGGACCUCCAGGUCCAGUAGGACCUCAAGGAGACAAAGGAGACAAAGGUUUGCCCGGAUUCCCUGGUUUGGCUGGUCUUGAUGGUGCCAAAGGAGACAGAGGUGGCUCUUGCCAAGAUUGUAGACCCGGCUUCCAAGGAGAUAAAGGUGACAGAGGUUUGGAUGGUUUGCCUGGACGCGCUGGUGAACCUGGUCCACCAGGUGAGAGAGGUUAUCCCGGAGAAAGAGGCGCUGAUGGUUUACCAGGAAGAAUUGGAGAACGCGGUACACCUGGUAUUGAUGGUAUGCCUGGAUUACCUGGUCCUCAAGGUCAAGCUGGAGAAGCAGCUCUUGUUCCAGAUUCAUUGAUUGUUUACCCGAAAGGAGAACGAGGUUUCACUGGUGAAAAGGGAGCACGAGGACCUAAAGGUGAUCCAGGUCCAGCAGGUUUAGCUGGACUUCCAGGUUUACAAGGACCCGUAGGACAAAAGGGAGAACGCGGACGUGACGGUUACCCAGGAAGUGACGGAUUGCCUGGUGUUCCAGGUAUCCCAGGAGCUAAAGGAGAGGCAGGACGAAGCGUUAAAGGAGAACCUGGGCGUGCUGGUUAUCCAGGAGAAAAGGGUCGAAAAGGAGAGCCUGGAAAUGACGGACCUAAAGGUUUCCCUGGUGUAUGUCCACCACAAAACUUGACAGCUGGAUUCAAAGGAAAUCAAGGACCCACUGGCCCUAAGGGUGAACCUGGUCCGCCAGGUUAUGAAGGUCGCCCAGGAGAAAAAGGAGAUCGCGGCUUCCCAGGCUUGAAUGGACCCCAAGGACCACCCGGACCUCCAGGACCAGUAGGACCUAGAGGUUUAACAGGACCAAGAGGAGACAAAGGUGACACCGGUAGUAUGGGUUUCCCCGGUGACGCUGGUGCCCCAGGUUUACGCGGUUUGCCAGGAGAGUCAGCACCCAAAGGUCAAAAAGGAGAAGCAGGUAUUCCAGGAGUAGGACCACCAGGACCACAAGGUCCACCUGGUCUUAGAGGAGAAAAAGGUCUUCGAGGUGUGCCUGGAGCACCAGGUAGAGAUGGACAACCCGGACCACCAGGGUUGACUGGAGAGAAGGGAGAAGUUGGAGUUGCUGGACUUACAGGUUUGCCAGGUGCUAUGGGAGCUAAGGGAGAGCCAGGUCCAGUUGGACCUCCAGGUAUAAGUGGAGCCCCAGGUAGGCCAGGAAUUGCUGGUCUCAAGGGAGAACCAGGUAGACCAGGUGCACCAGGUUUGCCAGGAUCUAUCGGCUAUCCAGGAGAGAAAGGUGACAAGGGAUCAGAAGGUCCAGAGGGUCUUCGUGGUUUUGCUGGACUUCGUGGUUUGCCUGGUGAUGUUGGUCUUAGCGGCAGAGAUGGCGAAAAGGGAGCUAAAGGUGACAAAGGAGAUAUGGGUAUCGCCGGUUUCCCCGGUCUUGCAGGUUUAGAUGGUCAAAAGGGUCUGCAAGGUCCUACCGGUCCCAAAGGAGAUGUCGGUCCAAUCGGUUUGGCAGGACCUCCGGGUAGACCAGGUGCCCCAGGAGCUAAGGGAGACCGCGGUUUCGAUGGAUUGCCCGGAGCUAAGGGAGAACCAGGACUUGUAUCUGAAAAGGGAGCUAAAGGAGAACCAGGAGUACCAGGACUCAGAGGAAUUGAAGGCAGACGUGGUUUGGAUGGAAGACCCGGAGCUAAGGGUGAUGCUGGUCUACCUGGAGUUGGAAGGCCAGGAGCACCUGGAGCUAAAGGAGAUCCAGGCAGACCAGGAAUGGAUGGAUUGCCAGGAAUUCCAGGAGUUAAGGGAGAACAAGGACCAGUUGGAUAUCCCGGACUUAAAGGUGAGCCUGGUUUUGCCGGAGCACCUGGUGAACCUGGAAGGCCAGGACUUGACGGUUUGGCAGGACUCAAAGGAGACGACGGCCUUCCUGGACCUAUGGGACCUCAAGGAGAAAAGGGAGAUAAGGGUACACCCGGUUUUACUGGAUUGGACGGUCUUAAAGGAGAACGCGGUUUGCCAGGACCUACUGGACCCAUUGGAGCUCCUGGAAAGGACGGACCCUUCGGAGAACGUGGACCCCCAGGACCUGUUGUCGAUGUCAAGGGCGAAAAAGGAGAACCUGGUCUACCUGGAUUACAAGGAGCUCCUGGACAAAAAGGAGAAAGAGGUUAUCAAGGCCUUGCAGGAUUGCAAGGAGAAAAGGGUGAUCGAGGUUUCCAAGGUGUGGCCGGUCUUGCUGGUCUUCCUGGUGCUCAAGGACAAAAGGGUGAUUCUGGAUUACCUGGUCUUCCUGGAGUAGCUGGUUUAACAGUUAAGGGCGAAAAGGGUCUCCCCGGACUUAGCGGCAAACCUGGACGCGAUGGAUUACCUGGAGUUCCAGGACAAAAGGGAGAAAGAGGUUACGACGGAUUGCCUGGCAGGCCAGGAAAGGCUGGACCACCCGGAUUGGUUGGCGCUCAAGGAGAAAAGGGAGACCGAGGUACACCAGGUUUACCAGGUUUGCCCGGUUUGGAUGGAAAACCAGGAGAACGCGGUUUCGACGGAGCCCCAGGUAUUGCUGGUGAAAAGGGAGACCAGGGACCACCUGGACUUUAUGGAGCACCUGGAGAAAAAGGAGACAGGGGUGAAGCUGGAGUGCCUGGAUUACCAGGAUUACCUGGUCAAAAGGGAGAUCGUGGAUUGGACGGACGCCCAGGAGCACCUGGAGCUGCUGGUGCUCAAGGAGAAAGAGGUUUGGUGGGACUUGCUGGACGUGUUGGUCUUGCUGGACGUGAUGGCGAAAAGGGAGACAAAGGUGAAAUGGGCCCAACACCUCCACCAGGACCUAAAGGAGACCGCGGUGCACCAGGUCUUCCAGGUUUGCCAGGAGAAAAAGGUGCUGAAGGUCGAGUUGGAGCUGCCGGUCUUAUUGGUGCUCGUGGUCCUCAAGGACCUAGUGGACUUCAAGGACCUCCUGGACCAAUUGGACCACCAGGAGCACCUGGACCUCAAGGAGCUCGUGGUCUUGUUGGUCUGGCUGGUUUGCCUGGAGCUGCUGGUGCUAAGGGUGACGCCGGAAGGCCGUGCGAGGCAAGGGCGGAACUUGACUUUAACGGAGUUUUGCUGGUCAAACAUUCACAAAGCUCAGAAGUACCGACGUGCGAACCAGGACAUAUCAAAUUAUGGGAUGGUUACUCAUUGUUGUACAUUGACGGAAACGAACACGCUCACAACCAAGAUUUAGGACAAGCAGGUUCAUGUGUCCGAAGAUUCAGUGCUAUGCCAUUCUUGUACUGCGACUCUGGCAACGCUUGUGCAUAUGCUGCAAGAAAUGAUCGUUCUUACUGGUUGGCAACAAAUGCACCAGUUCCAAUGAUGCCAGUUGAAGGUGCAGCCGUCAGAGAAUACGUCAGCAGAUGUACAGUUUGCGAAGCACCAGCUGAUGUAGUAGCUGUACACAGUCAAUCAGAAGCAGUUCCUGACUGUCCAAGAGGAUGGAGGGGAUUGUGGAUCGGUUUCAGUUUCGUCAUGCACACCGGUGCUGGAGCCGGCGGUGGUGGACAAGCCUUGUCCUCGCCAGGUUCUUGUUUGCAAGACUUCAGAGCGACACCAUUCGUCGAGUGUGCUGGUGCUCGUGGUUCUUGUCACUUCUACGCAAAUGCCCUCAGUUUCUGGAUGGCAACCAUCGAAGAGGCUGCCCAAUUCAGGGCACCACAGAAAGAAACGCUAAAAGCAGGAACACUGAGGACGAGGGUGUCCAGGUGCCAAGUCUGUAUUAGGCACUAGUAGGGGAGGAUAUAGAGGUAUCGAGUAAUAUAUGAUUAAGAAACACAAACACAAAGAAGCACAAAAAGUUGGAGCCAAAAAAAUAAAAUUAAUAUAUACAUAAAUAUAUAGAAGAAACCCAAACCCAAAAAUAAUGUGAUGUAAAACUUUAUAUAAAACCACAAAAC